Labrus mixtus (cuckoo wrasse) is the source of this 1750-nucleotide messenger RNA. RefSeq names its product zinc finger CCHC domain-containing protein 7-like. Bases 1 to 1680 code for a protein of 559 amino acids. Gene Ontology annotation, molecular function: nucleic acid binding; zinc ion binding. The transcript is spliced from 8 exons. Lineage: Eukaryota; Metazoa; Chordata; Actinopteri; Labriformes; Labridae. The record is from RefSeq and is a predicted model, not a curated record.
AUGGACAACGAAAACAAAGAUCGUUUCUUUAUUGAGGAGUUUGGUAGUUCAGAAGGAGAAGAUGAGAUCGAGGUUAGUCGCCUGAGACGUCACAAAAUCUGUAAACAGUCUUCUCGGCCGAGCAUGGAUAGCUCUCCUCCGCUCCUGCUGGUAUACAGCAACCCGGGUCCUGUUUCCAGUUUGGACCUGCAGGAGGAGGAGGACAGAGACCAGGAGGACAGAGACCUGCAGGGGGAGGACAGAGACCAGGAGGAGGAGGACAGAGACCUGCAGGGGGAGGACAGAGACCAGGAGGACAGAGACCUGCAGGAGGACAGAGACCAGGAGGACAGAGACCAGGAGGACAGAGACCAGGAGGACAGAGACCAGGAGGAGGAGGACAGAGACCAGGAGGAGGAGGACAGAGACCUGCAGGGGGAGGACAGAGACCAGGAGGACAGAGACCAGGAGGACAGAGACCAGGAGGAGGAGGACAGUGACCAGCCUGUCGAGGAGUGGAUGAUCCUAGGGAGUGAGGAGCAGGUGGGAGACUCAAGUAUUCAUCUUAACCUGAGCUACUGGGACAACUCUGCGGAUGACUCUGGAGAUGAAGAUCAGAAUGUGAAGUCAGAGAUGGACACUUGGCAAGUAUCAGAGAAGGACAAGUGUGGUGCUGAGAAGUCUCAGCCCUUCCGCUAUUGGGUACCUGGUAACUUUCAGGCCUGUAACAUCUGCAAUAGGAUGGGACAUCUCGCAAGAAGCUGCUAUUAUCAGAAGAAAUGUCCCACCUGUGUCCUCUGUGGCAUCCAGGGCCACAUCCUGAGGGACUGUCCGCGCCGUCCCUGCUCCAGCUGUGGACUGCCUUCUCAUUGCUUCAGACCCUGUGAAAGACCCCCAGUUUGGAAUCAACACUGCAAGCGCUGCAGGAUGGCAGGGCAUCUCUCUGAUGCCUGCCCUGAUUUGUGGAGACAAUACCACUUGACUAUCCAACUAGACGUUCCAGUAAGGCCAUUGACAGUCCACACCCCAGAACAAAAGGAAUACCUGACUUUUUGUUACAACUGCUCCAAGAUGGGACAUUAUGGUUAUGAGUGCUCUAAAAGGAGGAUGGUCAGCGGGGUGUUUCCCUCACUGCCCUUUGUUAUCCAUUAUGACUCAAUCAACGACAUCCUGAAACAUAAUUCAAGGAUGCAUGAAGGAUCAAAAGAGCUCAUAAGUGCUGGAUGCCUGCCUUUCUUAGAUCAGCAGACUGAACUAACACAAGAGAGUGGUGAGGAGAAUCUGGCCGUUCAAGGGAGGAGCAGGACAAAGCAGGUGGCGUGUAGCCAGGCUUGCAGGAGGAAGACGUGGCCAGAGAGGCGCAGAGAGAGACGGGAGGUGAAAAAGCUGAGGAGAGAGGCUCAAGCAAGACGAGAAGGAGGACUGUUGGGGAGAUCCAAGGGAAAAUUUGAUGAUGAAGUUUGCCCUUCAGACCCCUCCAGGUCUCUCCUUCAUGGUCAGAAGUCUCCAUCCCCUCCACAAAAGAAGAAGAAGAGGAGGGAUGAGGCAGGUGACAGAAGGAGCCGGAAGAGCAGAGAGGCAGAGAGAUGGAAGAAGAGAGGAGGGCUUAAACAUGGGGAUUUAUAUCCCCAUGGUGAUGUAGAUAUCAGCAGCGAAAACUUUCUUUCCCCAAAACAAAGAGUACGUCACAGAAGACGAUGAAGUGUGAUUAUUUCUUCAUGUUUAAGGGUAAUGAAUGUGACUGGAUAAUAGUAAACAAUUUUGUACCUGU